AUGGCUGAUUCGUUUAUUGAUGCGCCUAAUGGGGCUGGGUGUCAGAUACAGGCUUUUUUACUCCACACGUUUGUUGGGGCUGAUGCGUUGUGGACCCUUGCGAUGGCGAUUAAUGUCUACCUUGCGUUUUAUCAUCGCUUUGAUGCGCAGCGGUUGAGGAAGAUGGAGUUAUCGUAUUUACUACUCUGCUACGGUAUUCCAUUCUUGCCGGCGUUUGUCUUUAUUUUUAUCAAGAACGGUGACGGGGUGAGAGUUUAUGGGAGCGCAGUUCAAUGGUGCUGGAUCACUUCAUCGUGGGACGCGCUACGCAUCGCAACAUUCUACGGCCCGAUAUGGGUCAUAAUCGCCAUCACCCUCGCAAUCUACAUCCGAUCCGGUGGCACCAUCUACCGAAAACGCCAGCAACUCCUAAAAGCACAGGGCUCCGGCUCCGGCGGUCUAUCCUACGCCCACCAAAGCACCGUCAACAAUAAUAACAUGAAGACCACCGAAGUGACCAUCACCUCCGAGGCGACCCAACCCGAUGCGAUACAAUUACAAAACAUGGGUCAUCAAGUUAGCAUACAUGCUAUUGAUGAACAGCCCCCUCAACCGAUUGCUCGUGUAACCAGCACGAUGCCCCAACCAGUCCAGCGCCCGGCGAUCCGACCCAGCAACGAUGUAUACCGUGCGGCGUGGGCGUAUACAAAAGUCGCGAUGUUGUUUUUUGCCGUGAUUCUAAUUACGUGGAUUCCAUCUAGUGCUAACAGGAUGUAUUCGCACAUUCACCCUUCGGAGGUUAGUAAGCCUUUGCAGUUUAUGAGCGCGACGGUUCUUCCGCUGCAGGGAUUUUGGAAUGCGGUUAUCUAUGCUGUUACAUCUUGGGCGGCGUGUAAAGCGUUGUUGGAGGAGAGAGGACUUUGGGGGUCGAGAACAAGGAUAAGUGAACCAGCUGAUGAGGAGCGUGGAAGGAGGAGGAGUAGACUCAAAACUAUGAUGAACUCGAGGACAGAGGAUUCAGAGAGUCUGAGGGAGUUGGCUUAUCAGAAUAAAUCUGAUGAUGGGCGGAGUGUAUGA
This is a messenger RNA of Fusarium verticillioides 7600, 1056 nucleotides long. RefSeq lists its product as hypothetical. Gene Ontology annotation, cellular component: plasma membrane. Bases 1 to 1056 code for a protein of 351 amino acids. Lineage: Eukaryota; Fungi; Ascomycota; Sordariomycetes; Hypocreales; Nectriaceae. Gene Ontology annotation, molecular function: G protein-coupled receptor activity. The record is from RefSeq and is a predicted model, not a curated record. Gene Ontology annotation, biological process: adenylate cyclase-activating G protein-coupled receptor signaling pathway; cell surface receptor signaling pathway. The transcript has 3 exons.